This is a messenger RNA of Musa acuminata AAA Group (dessert banana), 435 nucleotides long. RefSeq lists its product as uncharacterized. NCBI's taxonomy places the organism in Eukaryota, Viridiplantae, Streptophyta, Magnoliopsida, Zingiberales, Musaceae. The record is from RefSeq and is a predicted model, not a curated record. Bases 65 to 295 code for a protein of 76 amino acids. The transcript is spliced from 3 exons.
AGUAAGUUAGGGUUAUCGUUGCGCUUCUUCUCUGUUUCUGUUGGCCUCGAGGGGGAAGAAGAGGAUGGCGCUGACCAACUUCAUCGUGACGGUCGUGGGGGUGACGGCGGCCGUGCUCCUCCUCCGCAGCGACGUCAAGCAGUCCGCCGCCAUCUUUCGCCGCAACGUCCGCCACAUCCGCCAGUGGCUCGAAGAAGAGUCCGCCUCCGCCGCCAAAUCUGUGGAGCGAUCCGCACCCAAGGAGUUGGAUUCUCAGGCUCCAAGGAAAGAGAUUCACAAGGAUGAGAAGCACUAGAAUGAUAAUGAACCAACUUUCCACUGCAAAGAACAUAUCCGCUAAUAUGUUUGUGUAGCGUAGACUAUCAUCAAGCAACUAUCACUGUAACUGUAUACCCUUGGAAAGAAGGUAAAUAUGAAGUCAGUUCCUUUAUUUCA